Molecule: messenger RNA, 828 nt
Organism: Thermochaetoides thermophila DSM 1495
Lineage: Eukaryota; Fungi; Ascomycota; Sordariomycetes; Sordariales; Chaetomiaceae
Product: oxidoreductase-like protein
Exons: 3
Coding region: 1-828 (275 amino acids)
Molecular function (GO): oxidoreductase activity
Source: RefSeq, a predicted model, not a curated record
AUGACAGACAAAGGCCAAUUUGAGCGAGGUCACGAGAUCCCGAUCUCCAAGCAGGACUUCCCUGGGUUGGAGACCAAGAUGCCAUACCCCAGGCCUCUUUUUGACGAGAUUCCGACCGAUGAUGGCAAGAGCCAAAAGUACAAGGCAGCUGGGAAGUUGAAGGGCAAGCAUGCCAUUAUCACUGGUGGUGACUCGGGGAUCGGACGGGCAACAGCCAUUAUUUUUGCGAUGGAGGGGGCCGAUUCCCUUAUAACAUACCUUCCAGAAGAAGAGGAUGAUGCGCAGGAGACGAAGAAGCGAGUUGAAGCGUAUGGUCAGGCAUGCUUCCUUCUGGCUAUUGACCUCCGAGAUUCGAGGAACUGCAGAAGGGUGGUUGAUGAAGCAGUCAGAGCCUGGAAAGGAAUCGAUAUUCUGUUCAACAAUGCCGCCUACCAGAUGGAGAUUGAGGACAUCAGUCAGCUUUCUGAGGAACAGUGGCUAAACACAUUCAACACAAACAUUCACCCUUACUUCUACCUCGCCAAGUACGCGCUUCCACACAUGAAGCGGGGAGGUACGAUCAUCAACAAUGCCAGCAUCAAUGCUUAUGUUGGGCGCCCCGACUUGCUCGACUAUACGGCAACCAAGGGAGCCAUCGUGUCGUUCACACGCGGGCUAAGCAAUCAGCAAAUUGGGAAAGGAAUCCGUGUUAACGCGGUGGCUCCUGGCCCAGUAUGGACGCCGUUUAUUCCGGCCACAAUGACCGAGGAGAAGCAGAAGCAGUUUAUAAGCCCGAUGGGGAGGCCUGCUCGUAAGGACCUCCGCAUCUUGCAGGAUCUCGUGGAUUGA